GCCAUGGUAGCCUCGACCAGCCCCGCUCUGGAGCCGAUCCCCCUCCUCCCGCCUCCCGACGCCGGAACUCACUUCCCCGGCGUCCCCGUCGUGGACCUCUCUCAUCCCGGCGCCGGGGAAUCCAUCGUGGCCGCGUGCCAAGACUUCGGCUUCUUCAAGCUCACCGGCCAUGGCAUUCCUUUGCAUCUCAUGCAACGUCUGGAGUCUGCUACGCUCGAGUUCUUCCACUCCCCGCAGGCUGAAAAGGAGAAGGCUAACACCGCCGACCCCUUCGGCUAUGGCAACAAGCGAAUUGGGCCCAACGGCGACGUCGGUUGGCUGGAGUACCUCCUCUUCCCCGUCGCCGGAGACGACCCCUUCUCUCGCGCUCCCAUGGCCACCUCCUCUUUCCGCUCUGCUUUGGCGGAGUACUUGCGGAGAGUGAAAGAACUAGCUCGCGAGGUGCUGGAAUUAAUGGCGGAGGGACUAAAUUGCAAAGAAAGGAAGAUUUUCAGUAACCUGGUGAUGGGCGAGCAAAGCGAAGGAAUCAUCAGGCUCAAUCACUACCCGGAGUUUCCACAACCGGAGAAGCAGCUCGAUCGUAGCUUGACAGGGUUCGGAGAACACACGGACCCGCAAGUGAUCUCUGUUCUUCGGUCCAACGACAGCGCAGGGCUACAGAUCGCCCUCAAGGACGGGAGCUGGGUCUCCGUCCCGCCGGACCACCAGUCCUUCUUCAUUAUCGUCGGCGACUCUCUUCAGGUGCUGACGAACGGGAGGCUACGGAGCGUGAGGCACAGGGUGAUGGCCAACGGCGUGAAGUGUCGAGUGUCGAUGAUCUACUUCUUGGGGGUUGCUCCGGGAGAGAAGAUUGCGCCAUUGGGGGAGGUGAUGGAGGAGGGGGAGCAGAGCAAGUACAGGGAGUUCACGUGGAACCAGUAUAAGAAGGCUGCAUGCAGAACGAGGCUGGGGGACGACAGGCUAGGCCAGUUCGAGAAGUAG
Zingiber officinale is the source of this 981-nucleotide messenger RNA. Its product is annotated as gibberellin 2-beta-dioxygenase-like. Gene Ontology annotation, biological process: response to light stimulus; gibberellin catabolic process. The record is from RefSeq and is a predicted model, not a curated record. Lineage: Eukaryota; Viridiplantae; Streptophyta; Magnoliopsida; Zingiberales; Zingiberaceae. The transcript has 3 exons. The coding region runs from base 4 to 981 and encodes 325 amino acids.